GGAGCAGGUGUUUCCCCUGGCCACCCGUAUGUGUUCAAGAUUCUCCUAACAGAGGUAGUAAAAGAAUACACAUCAAUGCAAGAAGCAAUUCUUGGAGUAGUUAACAACCCAGAUGUUGAUAGGAUGGCGCAGGAAAUGAAUCGAAAGGUAAAUAUGCUGUAUGCAUCUUCUAUAGACUAUGCCAUUCUAGUUUCCAUGGGUGUACCUUUGUGUGGCACUAGUCAACAUAAGAAUAGUUUAUUUCUGGAGAAUAGGUUUAGAGUUCAACAACAAAACUGUCUUCAACUGAUAAACAUAACAUUUUUACUCUUAACAUUAAUAUUUCUAAGACAAGCAUCUGCAGAAACAUGAAGAAAUAUGAAUCUGCUAUAAAAUAAGUCUGCACACACUUGAAUAAUGCAUCUUAAAUGCAUGCCUAUAACAACAUGCCUGUUAUUCAUUUUUAUUUACCAGGCUGUACAAGGGCAAGUAGUGUCACAGCAAUUGUGUUCUUUGUUUUCCAACAAACUGCCAGCUGCUUUUGAGGAGAAACCAGUGUAAGUCCCUUUGAAAACAUUGAAGCCUGUCAUUUACACACAUAUGACAUAACCUACAUUUAAUUUAGUUUACUUUGUUAAAUGCCACAAGACACAUCUAUUAUAACAAUGCAAUUGUCACAUCUUUAGUUGAAAUUUCUUUCUGUUCAUAUAGGGUAUCACGCCUCAUCUGUUUGUUGGUAGCAGUGGAAAGUCGGCGAUAGUCGAGCCAUUCUUGGAGGGAAAGUUUGUUAAAUAUAUAGGGAAUGAGAUGCUUCAGGUAGAGGACGAUGAUGACGAAAACAGUAUGCUACAUGCUGUUUUAGCGCUAGCCCAUUACGCGCAUGAUUUGACAAAGGGCAAAUUAAUAUUGACAGAUCUCCAAGGAGUUGGCAAAUUGCUGACGGACAUUGAAAUUGCAACGGAUGAGAUGGUUGGUGAAGAUGGAAGCCUGCUCUUUGCUGCAGGAAACUGCUCAAAGGUUGCAAUUGCAAACUUCGAAAUGACGCACAAGUGCAAUGAAAUUUGUACUGAAAUUGGUUUAAAAGGGAUGAUGUGCAAGCCCCAGAGUGAAACAGAUGUUGGAAAUGUUGACAGUCAGAUGAACAAUAUGAAGAUUGCAAUAUUUCAAACCAUUCAGCAAGGAUUACUUUGGAUUCGGAAACACAAAAAUGAACUAAAAGGAACAGUUUCAGUGCCACGACCACGCCACUCACAAAUAUUGGCGCUCUGUGCUCAUAAUAUAAAUUCUGAAGUUGAUAUAGAUCGUGAACUAGCUGACAUCACAGCUUUUUCAUUUAACAACAGGUGUGAUAUGGAAAGAUUUUUGAAGGAGAUGCAUGAUGAUGCCAUGUUUGCAUUAAAUGUAAUAUUGAAACCAGAUGAGCCUGUCAAAAAUUGAAUGGCCUCUUAUAGGUAUCAAUCUAAUCAAUGGGCAGCCCACGUGACCGGUCAUGUGAUUCAUUAGAUU
Priapulus caudatus is the source of this 1485-nucleotide messenger RNA. Its product is annotated as alpha-protein kinase 2-like. Gene Ontology annotation, biological process: protein phosphorylation. The transcript is spliced from 7 exons. Gene Ontology annotation, molecular function: protein serine/threonine kinase activity; ATP binding. The record is from RefSeq and is a predicted model, not a curated record. Lineage: Eukaryota; Metazoa; Priapulida; Priapulimorpha; Priapulimorphida; Priapulidae. The coding region runs from base 787 to 1416 and encodes 209 amino acids.